Helicoverpa zea (corn earworm) is the source of this 12360-nucleotide messenger RNA. RefSeq lists its product as uncharacterized. Lineage: Eukaryota; Metazoa; Arthropoda; Insecta; Lepidoptera; Noctuidae. The transcript has a single exon. The record is from RefSeq and is a predicted model, not a curated record. Bases 1 to 12324 code for a protein of 4107 amino acids.
AUGAAGCCAUUAUUACAAGGAGAUACGAUCACCAACAAUAGCUGUUCUUGCACGUCGUGUAUUUCAAAGAGUGCAUCUAAUGGUCAAACCUUGAGACGAUUACUGCAGGAAGGAUCUAGAAUCAAUAAAUUAAUUAAUGGUAAAAAUUAUGUACGUAUAAAAGACAGUAAAUUAUUGGAUGAAUUCCUUAAAACCAGAGCAUUAUAUGAAGCUCUGAGGAGUCAGUUGCUCUCUAGUAGUUUAAGUGUAAGUAGCAAAGCACACUUGCCGCCAACGCAAUCAACUUCAGCACACCAAGAUCCGGACAAAAAUGUGGAUACGGAUAAUCUUUUGGCUUUGGUUGACUUAGUAGAUAAAGGAGCUGUUUUGAAAUCACGAAAGUUAAGUGAGUGCUGCAGUUGUUGUGCAUGUAAUUCAAAAACCAGACUACCAGAAAAUGCCCAAAAAGUACGAAGGAAUAGACAAGCCCACAUUGGUGUACACAUCACUUCAAGAUCUAGUCUUGCUUCAAAGCAAGAAAAUAGUGAUGCUAAGAAUAUUAAGUCCGACUCUUGUACGUGUGCAUGCAAAGAUUACGAACAAACGAAUUUAGUUUCUAGAGAAAAAUUUAAUAAAAUCCAUCUUGAACCACCAAUUAUUAAACCUGAGCGUCUCACAGGCUUAAAUAAAUCUAAGUUGAAAUCAAUGAACGAUGGAAAGAUGAAAUCAUAUCAUAAACUUAAGCGCUCUAAAGCGAAUCCUAAUACUUAUAACGAAAAUAUCGGUGAAAGUAAUAAGAUAAGAAAAUCAAAACAAAAAUCUCGAGAUGACAUGAAAAACUUGGAUCUGCUCGAUCUAGCUCAGAAAAUAAUAAAAGAUAGUUUUAUCGCCGAGCAAAAAGCUAAACAGAAACAUACACCUGAGAAAAAUCCUGUGGCUGCAAUUACUGCAGGAAGUAGUCGUAAUGAUAAGAAUCCAGUUAAAGAUAGCAAUGGUAGUCUUGAAAUAAACAAAUCGCCAUUAUUCCAAAUCACUGAGCAUAGAAUUAAGAAGAUCUCUAAAAGUAGAAACAAGACAAAAGACCCAUCUAACACUUCAGCAACACAUAGGAAGGAUAAAAACAAACCAGAACCAGAAGCUACCGUCAGUGAGCAACAAAAAAAUCUGUCCCAAAAACGCAGUAAAAACAACUUUUUAUAUGACACCCAAGUCGAUGAUAAGAAUCUAGUUAAAGAUAAGAAUGGUAGUCGGGAAAUAAACAAAUCGCCAAUAAUCCAAAGCACUGCGCAUAGAACGAAGAAAAUCCCUAAAAGUAGAAACAAAACAAAAGACCCAUCAAGCAUCUCAUCAACAUAUAUAAGGAAGGAUAAAAACAAUCCAGAACCAGAAGCUACCAUCAGUGAGCAACAAAAAAAUCUGUCCCAAAAACACAGUAAGAACAACUUAUUAUAUGUCGAUGACAAAAAGAAAAAGCGUAAAGGACAUCGUAUUGUACAAGAAACAAGUGAAACGAAAAAGGCUCCAUCACAUAAGAAAAUAUCCUUUAAAUCAGUAACGACGUUGCUAUCACCUGCAGAUGUAUCAGGUAAACCGGAAAAACAGUUUACAUUCAGUAGCAGUCAAGCAAAAGAAAUCAAAACUAAUGCAAUUAGAUCCCCUUCCAAGAUUUCAAAAUCAAUAUCUACAAGCUCGAUAAAAAAAAGUUAUUCGCCUUGUAAUAAAAAUUCCCAACCCCGGCAAACACUGUCUAACAAAUCAUCUUUGAAUUCAUUGUCUAAAGAAAACAAAAUAAAAGUGGUAUCGCCGGUUUCGUUUCAUAGACAGCUCAAGCUGCUAUCAGCACCUAUACGCUAUGGCAAGUCCGCAGUGCCCAAGGAUCCUCCAAAAAUACAGCAAACUGAUGAUCACAGGAAGACUUUGAAACGCGUGAAAUCGCCUCCGCGUGAUGUAUCCCAUGAUCCGGAGAGAUCCGUGCAGCCUAAGACCUCCCGCCACCGGGAGAAAUCCCCUUCGUGUGAGGUGUUCUGCCAACGUGAGAAAUCUUCUCAGCGUAAGAAAUUCCGCCAAGGCAAAGGAUCUAGUCAGCGGAAGAAAUCCCGUCAACCUGAAGAGUCUCAAAAGCUUGAUGAGCCCAAGAGGUCUCCUACACGUCUAGAACAAGUCAAGCCCACCCAACUUGAGAAAUCUCGUCCUGGUCGAAAACCCAAACAGCGAGAAGUAAUUUGUAAGUGUGAAAAACCUGGGACUCAUGUACAAUCCCCUCAACAAAAAGAAUCUCGAUUAAGUGAUAAAUCUAUUUCUCGCAAGAAAUCUGUUCUACGUCGGCCACCCCGUUUACCUUGGGGUUCUCGCUUUUCUGAUCGUAUGCUACCUAGUCACUAUAAGAAACACCAAGUUAAACAAAAACAAAUAAUGAAAAACAUACAGGCCGGUGGCCACGCCCUUAAACGGUGUCUUUGUAGUCUGAAGAUUAAAGUAAAAAAAACGAAAUCUAGAAUUAAUGAAAAUGACAGAAAAGAGAUACCUAAAACGAAAAUAUCACAGAGCAUUCACUCAAAGGAUUCACUUUCCUCUGUAAAAAGUUCUUUAAAAGCAUCUCAUUCAACCAUUCACAAAUCAGAACCCCCAUCUAUUUCCGAGUGUUCCGAUUAUGCUUCCAAAAGCAAGGGUCAAGAGAUAUUAAAUAAAAAAAUACCUGAAAACAUACAAAAAUCUGAACAUAGCUUGCAUAACAAACGUUCAAUCUUGUCUGCUCAAACUGACAGUCACUCUAAAAUAAAAAAGUCGACCCCAACAAGAAGCAAAGGUUCAGAUAUCAGUAAUAAAUCUUCUAAAAGAAAGGGCACAUCUACAUAUGAGCUUUCACAAUCAACUAAGCACACUCGUUCAAACAGUUCAAUUCAUAAAGAGGCAAAGGAAGGGUCCCCAGACAGGAGUAGUAGUAUAUCAGGCCUGAAGCAAAAAUCUGCUUUGAAAAACAGCUAUAGUAUAACCAAAGAAAAACAGCGACUUAAAAACCACGCAGCGCAAACUGCAACUGAUACUGUCAGCAAUAAACAAAAGACUAAGGUACUUCCAAGUCGAGCCACUUCCAAAGGCAUGAAAAUACUAUCAUUUGAACACCGAGCAAAAAAUUGGCACUAUACUUCAACACAUAGAUUCAGCAUUGAAUUAUUUGGGAAUGGUUAUUCCAAAAAGGGACAUAGAAAUAAUCAAAGUACCCUAAAGCCAGUUCAUACAAACAAUACCAGAACCAAAAGAAUACGUAAUAAAGGAUCGCAAAUAAGUAAUUCUACUGGAAAAGUGAGAUAUCCUAAAAGAAAUCACGGUUUACGUAGGUGUUUUUGUAGGUCGAAAUUGUUAGAAAAUAAAAAGAAACAAAAAGGAAAUUCUUCUAAAAUGAAUAUGAUCCAGCCAGAGAGUAAAGCGGAAAGUUCUCAAACGAAAUUAAAAAUUAAGACUGUUUCAAUAUCUACAGAAAGACAAAUGUAUGGCAAUGUAAUAAAGCAUGUAAUAUUACCAUAUAAAUGUGAAACUACCUUUCGUGGUCCGUUACAAUAUAAUAGUACAAAGUCUUAUAAAAUACCACACACAACCCCUAAAAGAGAAGAGCAGAAGUUAAUUAAACAUGUGAAAGCCGAAUACCGUAAACCGAAGUCUGACUAUAGUAUAACUUCUCAAUCACUGCAAUUUAAGAAGAACAAAGUCCCCUCUAUAGUUUCGCACAAAAGUGAAAUACUUAAACCCAUAUUGAAGAAAAACAAAGCGAUUUCACCUGAUAUCACGAGGCAAGAUAUAAAGUCUAGUUUUCUUAAAAGUCCGUUGCAUCGCGAUCGACAAUCUCAUUCAUAUUCGGCAGCUGAGAAAGAAAGUAAAAUAAAAAAGGAUUCACACCAACCAUACUCGAAAGACUCUGAACUAAACGAUAAUAAAACUUUGGAAUCAUUCUCUCAGGAUCGAAGUUUGUUCCUUGGUCCCACUGUUAAGCAUUGUUUAUGUAAAUUAAAGUUACGUAAGACUGGAAAAAACAAUAGACAAAGCAUUGCUGUUAAUACGGAUACAUUAUCUAACUCGGUAGCAGAUAAAAAAUACCCGGCUACUAAAUUAAAACUCUCAAACCAGUUAACACAAUCUGACUCAAAAUAUCCAAAACCUCCAUAUGAAGGCUUGCAAAAAACUAAGAAGCGUACCAAGCUAAAGAGUUUUGGAGUUGGCACAGAAAAAACUAAAAUGGUAUCAAAAUCGAGUGAAACAAGGACAGUAGGAAGCAAUAACCAUAUUAGGUCGAGUUUUAGGAUACGGAAGAUUUCAUUGCAAAAAUUCAAGAACAUGAGAAAAUAUUCCGGCUUAGCUGAUUGGUCUGCACACACCGGCGAAAUAAAUCCAAAUUGGAAUCAAAAUAUUAAAAUAAACUCAAAUCUUAGCUUUAAUAUAAAUAUUUAUGAAGACGCAGCGCCUGAUAAUAAAACUCAACAACAUAUUUCAAAUAAUAUGACCCAUGGUAUUUUGAAAAAUGACUAUGACAGUAAAAAUAUUGUGCACCGACUUAGUGAUAACUUUAAAUCCCUGCUGAAGAUCAAAAGUCCCAAAACAAGCGGAUGUUUUUGCACAUUAGAAUUGGGAAAAAAAGGUGAACAGCAUCGGGGCAGCAAACUUUUGUCACCUUUUUUGACAAAGAAUCCUAAUCAAGUUUAUAAAGUGAAUACGGUGACUAUUGCAGAAACCAAAAUAAUAGCUCCUAAAAUCUUUACACCGAAAGAUGUCGACGACUAUCGCAGUGUUAAUUCUAGUGACCAUACUAACAAUAGCAAACAAGACCUCAACCAUACCAAUCAGAGGGAAUAUUGCGAGAGAAAAUUGACUUCCGGCUUUUCAACAUCAACGUUUGCUGUUACAUCAAGAAAUAUUAAGUCAUGUAUGCGCGAAAACGAAAGUGCAACAUUGCAAGUCAACCCUAUAAAUGUAAAUUCAUUAAAAUUUUCGUCCAAAGAAAUAGUGACAAUUAAAUCCAAAUUCAGUUGUGAAUUAAACUAUGUAAAAAAUGAAUGUGUUAAGAGUGAUCGGAUUCAUAGCAAUACAUUGUACACAAAUAAUACGUUCGAGCUAAAUGACCUCGCGUCAGAAACAACAAUAGCAGAAGAUAUUAACGUAAAAAAAGAAGUCCCGAUUCAAAUUGAACACAUUGAUCGUAAUCAUCUUACUGGUGUACAACCCUUGCUGAAGAGAUGUUAUUGUACUAUGAAUAUACAAGUGGCUGGUCAACAUAAUACAAAGCGUAGACACCAUCACUCAUCAAGGCUCAAAGAUUAUGAAUGUGAGCCUGGAGUUUGCGUACCUUACGAAUGUGACCCUUACGAAUGUCAAAAAAGAAUAAUGAGGCGAUUAAUGAAAAAGGUUUCAACGAUGUCAGGUACAGAUAAUAGGUUAAGAAACAGUGCUAGUGGCACUUCUUCAAUGAGGUCAGAUUCAAGAACUAGAGGAUUACAGCCUAGUUUAGUACACAAAGAAAGGCGUCGUCGACCUGAGCCUAGACCAAUGGGCUUCAGAUACCAAACAUUACCUCGAACACAUAGACAAGCAGUCAAAUAUGGUUCUUCUUUUAAUUUUGAUAUAGAAUUCUCGAAGCGCUCUCAAUCACCUACUCCAAAGGUAAUGAAAGUGCCUAGACGCUCUAGAUCGUCUAUAACUUCCUACAGGCAUUAUAUAGAUAGAGGAACAAGAGGUUUCGGUGGGGAGAGGCGACACAGAGGAUCUCAAUCUACUCUGAGACACAUGCGUCAUCGAGGUUCUGGUGUUACCAUGCUAAGAAGGUGUUUCUGCACACUUAAAUUACAAAAAAAGGGAAGACAGCAAAGAGAAUUAGAAUUAAAAAAUAUACAUCGAGGUACUUCAACUCCCCCUAAAUAUCAAGUGGAUAAACCAAUCUUGAGAACUACUGAGACUGGUCAGAAUACGAAAGCAAGACAAAGGUACCCUGAAUUAUUGCCAUAUGAAUGUGAACCUGGGAUUUGUGUUCCUGGCGAGUGCGACCCCUAUGAAUGCUUGGAAUUAAUUAAGAGAAGAAAAGGUAAGCGUACCAGAAACUUCGGAACAGACUCAAUAGCAUCCGGAACUUCAUCUAGCUCAAGCAUGACUCCUAGUCAAAAACGAAGAGGGAGGCAGGUUCAGUCAAGGAACGUUCGAGUAAGGCCUAUUAAAUCUACGGAAGUUAUAUCGAAGCCAUCUGUCGUAUCUUUGGGAAGGCAUGUCACACCAUCAAGACAGGCAGUUAAAAUUAGUUCCAGUUUUAGCUUUAAUAUUGAAUUCUAUAAAGAUAAAACUUCCCCGGGUGAGGUUAGGGAAUCUCCGCAAAGCAAUGUAUAUAAUAAGACACCGAGAUAUGUAAGAGGAGUUCCGAAAUAUGUAAACACUCGAAGAAUGAUGCGAGAAGGUUAUUCUCAGGAUGUAAAACCCACUCGGGAUUUCUAUUCUCAAAUGGAUACACGUACACGCGGCCAAUCUACAAUGACAAGUAGAUUUCUUAAACGUUGUUUUUGUACAGCAAAAUUGCUAGGAUAUAACCAUGAGACUCGAUCAAGGCACUAUAAGUCAUAUGCUGUUUUGAAGCGUUGUUUUUGUACCCUAAAAAUGUUAUACGCUAAUAAAAGAGACUAUCAUCAACCGGAUAACGUAGGACAUGAAAGAGCUCCCCCCAUAAUUGAUAGACACGUUGUUAUGACGCAAACGCGAAGAUAUUCCCCAUAUCUUUUACCGUAUGAAUGUGAACCUGGCGUUUGUGUUCCCGGUUAUUGCGAUCCUUAUAAAUGCGAAAAGCUAAUAAGAAGAAGAAGAAUGAGAGAAAGAAUGAUUGGUACAGAAGGACCAAGAACAAGAUCAGUAUCGUCGGGUUUUGCAUCAUCUAGAACAUCCAAGGCAGGAAUGACACAAUCCAGGUCACCCUGGCCACCUGAACAUUUCAGAAGACGAGACUAUUCAGAAAGAGAAAUGGUAAUUAAAGAAAGAGUUACUGCACCAGUAUCACCACAAAGACAAGCCGUUAAAUUUGGAUCGAAUUUUAGUUUCGAUAUAGAAUUUUAUAAAGACAAGUUUCCUAAUCACCACCAAAUUCAAGCGGCUACUACUUUUCAAAGACCUCGGCCAAGGAGAAGAAGGGAUCAUGGAGUUUACCAUGGAUAUAGGACCAGAGACAUGGGUACAAGAGGUAGAGGCAUUUCAGUACAAAGUCGUGAUUCUCAAAUGUUUGCACCAAGAAGAAAAGAUAUGGGUAUAGGUCCAAUGUUGAGAAGAUGUUUUUGUACUUUACAACUAUAUAGACAAAAGCAAUCUCAGAAAAAUGAACAAUUGAAAACGAAUAUGAAAAAAUCUGACAACGACAAACAGGACCAAUCGAAGAAAGGUAAACAAAAACAACCAAAAACUAAAAAACAAAAACAAUCAAAAUCAGGUAAACAAAAACAAUCAAAAACAGAUAAACAAAAUCAAGCAAAAAAAGAUAAACAGAAAAAAUCUAAGAAAGAUUGUUUGUGUAAAAAAGAUGAGUCAGCAAAUCAAGGUACUGCAACACCCGUAUUUCGUUAUAAAUUAGAACCAUAUGAGUGUGAGCCUGGAGUUUGUGUGCCCGGUGAGUGUGAUCCAUAUGAGUGUGAAAAACGUAUUAGAAAUCGACGAAUGAAUUCAUCUGGAACAUUAACUGAACAUUAUAGAACCAGAUCGACUUCAAACAUGACAAAUUAUCGCCGUCGACAUCGAUAUAGUAACGCACAAUUUGUUCCCAAACGCAGGAAACCGAUGAGGACGCAUGAUGUCUAUUACAGAGCAAAACCUAAAUACAACAGAGUAGUUGAGAGACCUUCCAAACAAGCAGUGAAAAUUGGCUCAAAUUUUAAUAUUGACAUAGAAUUUUUCAAAGAUAAAUCACCCGCGGGUGGUUUAGUAAGGUCAAUGCCAGUAAAACAGUACACUACAUAUGACAAACACAGAAGGAGAGGGACAACUAGUAGAUCCACAGAGUGGCGAUCAACUCCUUCAAGAAAUCAUUGGGUACAACGAUCAAGAGCAAUGCGUGAUAUGGAUUCUCAAGCUUUUGGUCGAAAAAUGCGCUCUACCAUUACAGGGGCAGGGCCCUUCUUGAAACGAUGUUUUUGCACGUUGCAGUUACAUAAAUCUGAAAAUAAAACAAAACAUUUUGGUAAUGCAUCUGUUUCUACAGCAACUGAAAAAGUAAAACCAAAACAAAGACAAAGCCCUCACUCCAACAGUGUAGAAAAAUCGACUCACACAAAAAAACAAAAAUCUAUGAAAGACUGUUUGUGUAAAAAAGAUGAGUCAGCAAACCAAGGUACUGCAACACCCGUAUUCCAUUAUAAAUUAGAACCAUAUGAAUGUGAGCCUGGAGUUUGCGUUCCCGGUGAAUGUGACCCUUACGAAUGUGAAAAAAGAAUUAAAAGAAGGCUGUGGUCAAAGCAGUCUGGUACUGAACCUUAUAGAACCCGCUCAGUAUCUAGUGCUGUAGGUAGAAGAGCGGAAUAUAGGCCAGGACAAACACAGGCCAGUUCUUACACUCCACAUCAAAGAGCUCCAAGGACUCGUCAUGAUGAUGAAUAUUUUCGUGAUGAAAACCGAGUCAUAUAUAAUUCUAGUCCCAAUCGAAAAGCUGUGCGCAUUUCCUCCAGUUUCAGUUUUAGUGUUGAGUUUUACAAGGAUACAUCUCCAAAGUUUCCAUCUAUAAGUGAUGCUAAUAUAAUAUAUAUGCGUAAAAUGAAAGGAACAGAGACACGAUCAACAAGAACUCGAAGUAUGGCCUCCUAUUAUGAAAGAUUCGGGCCCCGGCAUUGUCAGUCACAAACAGAUUGCAUUAAAUCGCACUGUAAAGCAUCUUGUACACCUUCACCGAGAAGGUGUUUUUGUACAUUGAAACUUCAAAAGAUGGGUAAAGACCAACAAUAUAUCUCGUAUGAGCCGUACACAUAUUUGACAGGCACACACACUCAAACAAAAAAUCUAAUGGAAAUUAUACCAGUAGCUCGUGAAAUUGGCACUAAAACAAAAAAAUACAGACAUAUUCUAGAACCAUAUGAAUGCGAACCAGGUGUAUGUGUGCCUGGUCUAUGUGACCCUUAUGAAUGUGUAAAACGAAUAAUGCGCAGAAAUUUUAAGCAUUUUGGAACAGGAACUGAUGGCUUCUCAACGAGGUCAAUCUCCAGCUUUACACCAAGAUUUGUAAGAGACAAUGCUAUGUCUCAAUCGUGUGACGAUAAAUGUGAUAAAAGAAUAACACCAUCAACAGAAACCGUUUACAAAAUAAGAAGACCAUAUCAGACUGAAGUUGCAGAAGAUCAUGAUCGUCAAGCCUUAUGUUUAGGUUCUAAUUUUAGUUUCAAUAUGGAAUUUUUCAAAGAUACAACAGUCAAGUCAGGAGAAUACGAUUACGAAUACGAGACACAAAGACGAUACAAAAUAUAUAAUAAUAAUCCAGAUAAAUAUAAGUCUAGGGUAUGUGCUUCUACAUGUGAUGGAAUAAAAUCUAGAAAUCGGGGUACAUACGGCAGAGGCUAUGUUGAUCACAGAACAUCUCAGGCAGGUGUGGAUACUGAAUCAAGAGGUUCCGGCGUGGGGCCAUUAUUAAAGCGCUGUUUUUGUACCCUGACGCUUCAGAGAGCAGAAGUAACAACUAAAUUCAAUUCACCAGCAACAAUGUCUAACAAGAAAACUUCAACUAAAAAGAAAUUCACUCCGGUUCCAGCGCCAACAUAUUACUUAGAACCUGAUGAAUGUGAACCAGGCGUAUGCGUGCCUGGUGAAUGUAAUCCGUAUGAGUGUCUAGAGAGAAUCAAAAGAAGAGGCAUUAGACGUUAUUCCCGCACGACUGGCACGCGUAUAAGACGACCACAAGUUUCUGUUUCAAACAUGACUCAAUGUAUUCCGGGAUACACGUGUAAAAAAAUACAAUGCAAAGAAGAACCUUGUACCCCUAAAAAAAUUGAAAGAAUCAUUGAAGAACCUCGUUUUCCGUUUUUACAUAGAGGUAUGAAACAAGGUGUAAGAAUCUCUUCACGAUUUAAUAUUAACAUUGAAUUUUACAAAGAACCUCUGUGUCCUAUCAUAACAGAAGAACCAAUUUGUCCAAAGAAGGCGAUUUGUCGUACAAAAGAUAGAUGUAUUGAGUGCAAUAGAGAAUGGAAAACAACGAAAACAGGUAGCUAUGGUACCAAAAAAUGUUUACAUGACUGCGAGGCACAAUGUGCACUUGUCCAAACAGCGGACAAAUGUUCGGCUGUCGCUAUGUUAAGAAGAUGUUUUUGUACAGCAAAAUUACAAAGGUCGCAUUUGGCGCGAACAUAUCACCCGCAAUCGUAUACUGUUGGUAGAAUGGAACAAAUAAGUCCGACUCCACUUUUUGGGCCCAGAGAAUAUUGGGUUCAAUAUCAAACACCCAAUAAUAUUAAAAAAUCAUUUAAAACUAAGGGUUAUACUCUCGAGACAAUAAUGUCGCCCCGGAAAUCUCGCAACAAUAAAAGAUGUUGCAUUGGUCACGAAUGCACGUUUCGUCGAGUUCAAAGUCCAAUGGACAGAACUUUGAAAUCAGAAGGUUUUAGAAAAGAUUCAGAAGUCAAGCCAUCUAAUUUCAAGAAAAUAUUAUUCAGUUGUAAGCAUUUAUUUAGGAAGCGCUCCAAUCAAAUUUGUUUUAAUAAUUCCGACAAAAAAGAACCUGACCAGCCAGAAGUUAAGAAAAAACCGAUUAAUAGGCAACCAUGGAUAGAUAUUUUGAAACCAUCAAAAAGUGAGCGACGUCCAAAAACAACAGGAAUCCCAACCAUAAAGAAAUCUAAAAGUCUAAAAGUUACCAAAGAAGGUCAAUUAAAUAUCCACAAGAAUUUUUUUUCGCGAUUCCAAUCUGGAGACGCUGACCAAGAAAACAACAACAGAAUACAAAAAACAACUGCAAGAAAUGUAAAACCCAAUUGUCCACAUUGUCAAGCCCAGGUUCAGCGUUUUAAUAAGACUUUAAAUAAGAAAGUUCGGUUCGCUUCCUUACUUAAUUAUAAAACUUCAAAAGCGCUCAUUCCCAUGGCUAUAAAACAGUCAAAUAAUUUAAAACCCAUUUCAUUUUUGUUCAAAAGCCGUACAUUUAAUGUAUGCUCAUGCUGCGGAGCUCUCAGAAAGACGAGAUUUCUCCCGCCGGUUUCACGGGGUGAAUUAUUGAAUAACAAGUCAUACGAAAACGUAACCAUAAGAAAAUCAGACAUAACUAAAGGGAUAACGCCAGUGCCAGCUAAAAUUGAAACAUUCAAAGAGAAAACGGGGCCCCCUAAAGGAACCAGGAAAAGACCUAAACAACCUUGUCCUUGUUGCGUGUGUAAAAAACAGAAGACAAGUAAUAAUAGGAAUAGAAACCAUAUUGGUAACAAAAAAGAUGCAUUUGCAAGAACAUGGGUAUGUGGAAGCGUAGUAUGUAAGAAAGAAGCUAUAAAAGAUGCCGAAUAUAAACACUUAGCAUCCAGAAGAAAUGAAAGGAAAACUCGUGACGGAGCACGAAUUUGUGCAUCUAAAUCUAAUAAAGAGGCGCAUGCAACCGAUUCAGGAUACGAGCGAUUUCGAUUGCAAAGAAAGAACCAGGCAAGACAAGAAAAAGAAGCGCAAAUGCGUAAACAACUUUACAAAGCAGAAGACACAGUAUUAAUGAGAAUGCGAAAUACGAAAGAUAAAUACAUGUAUAAAAAAAUACCCAAAUACAAAAACGCACCUGAUGCCUUACCUUUUACUGAAACAGUUCCAGACAUUGGUAAAUUGGGAAUAACAAGUGCAGGUGAUAAAUUACGUGGUGCACGCAGGGCAUUAGUUUUUGGCUCAAAACGAACAUACCGAAGUAUUCAAGCAUUUUUGCGAGACCCCAUGCGAGCAUGGAAAAAAAAUCAAGUUGCGGCAGGUACUCGUCCUAGAGUAGCAAGCCGUGAGUGUUUAAAUUUGAGGUGCCAAGUAAUGAAAUGUGUAAAAGGGGACAGAGAAAAGUUGGAAGAUCGCUCCGUGAAAAAAAUUGUUGUACAAGCUCAUGAGACAGAUCCAAUGAAAAGAGUUCAUACUAGAAAACAGCAUCCAGCCUGGCGGCGGAAGUUGGUCUUCGCCUAUGGAUGUAGUCGAUUCAUGCUUUCGCUGAGGAAACAACCUUGGUUGACCGCAUACUACAAACGCGCUUGGCUUUACACACAUAGUCACUCUGUUCUUGCAGUCUGGAGACGAUUUAUGGAUAUUUCAUUGUUUUUGUUGGCAGUUCCAGUGUUGUCUCCUUGUAUAUUUUGUGCACAAUUAAGUAGAGCGUUGAUGUAUUGCUUUUUAUGUAAGCGUUAGCUUGGUGUUUGGAAUAAAUUCCAUACUUCUCCCUUU